Messenger RNA from Misgurnus anguillicaudatus (oriental weatherfish), 9672 nucleotides. Lineage: Eukaryota; Metazoa; Chordata; Actinopteri; Cypriniformes; Cobitidae. The record is from RefSeq and is a predicted model, not a curated record.
UCUGAGCGCUAACACAGGGGGUUGGCUUUAAACGCGGCGGUACUGUAACGCGACCGGGCUCCGGUGAGCGUGCCAGUCUAGCGUAAAACCUCCGGAGGAGAGGAACGAGCGCGUCCACGACGCUAUAACGGAGCUACCGAUGAAAAGGCGUGAUGUCAAGCCGCUGUCAGUGUCACGGGACUGAGGGAAUGUGUGCCACGCGCUCGUGAAUGACCAUCCUCCAGCGCGCGCAGCAGCAGCAUAGACAGAAAGCGUUGGUUUUUGGUGCAUAGAUCAGUUACCCAAACCGAGCGUCAGUCGUCGCCUCGCACGCACCCCUCAAGACGUCUUCGAGGAAUUGAGAAAUUACCGUAGAUACCUUUGAACCUUUACAGGACGACUCCGCAGCAUUCAUUCAUUCCGAUGUGGAUCUAUCUCUAUCAGAACUGAUCGGAACGCAGCAUCUGUUUUAUAAGAGCAUUUGCAUAUCGUCUUCUGCUUUCUCUUGGAUUAUAGAAACAUGUGAAGACCCUGGUGAGGCAUUGGACCACAGAGCUAGCUUUAAACACCACAAGAAGGAAGGUUGUGCCGUCUGAUAUUGUAUUACACUCUUCGUUUUCUCCUCUCUCACCUUGCGGGUCCCUCAGACAAUGGGGGGACGGCAGGCUUCGCAGAGGACUUUGGACCAAAGCCCUGCACGGGGCUUUACAUGGUCCUUUACAAGCUGGUUUUUAGUCUUAGCCUUACCAAUAGUGUGCUGUGAACAGACCUUCACAACUUUUCACCCUGAGCGACGAGAAUGGGCUUUCAACCACUUGACAGUUCACAAGACUACAGGAGCAAUCUAUAUAGGCGCUGUCAACCGUGUCUACAAGUUAUCAGGCAACCUAACGCUCCUAGUAUCCCAUGGUACCGGCCCAGAAGAUGACAACAAGGCCUGCUACCCUCCGCUUAUCGUCCAGCCGUGCAACGAACCUCUGGUUUCCACCAACAACAUCAACAAACUCUUACUUAUCGACUACUCUCAGAACAGGCUGCUCGCUUGUGGAAGCCUUUAUCAAGGUGUUUGCAAACUUCUACGGUUGGAUGACCUAUUUAUCCUAGUGGAACCAUCUCAUAAAAAAGAGCACUACCUCUCAAGCGUCAACCAGACAGGCACCAUGUAUGGGGUCCUCGUGCCCUCCCAAGGCAAGGACGGGACUCUGUUCAUUGGCACAGCGGUAGACGGCAAGCAAGACUACUUUCCAACCAUAUCCAGCCGUAAGCUUCCUCGUGACCCAGAGUCCUCUGCCAUGCUGGACUAUGAGCUCCACACUGACUUUGUGUCGUCACUCAUCAAGAUCCCUUCAGACACCCUGGCGUUGGUCUCUCAUUUCGAUAUCUACUACAUCUACGGCUUUGCCAGCGGCAACUUUGUCUACUUUCUGACCGUGCAGCCAGAAACCCCAGAGAACAGCAUGUCUUCCAGCGGCCCUUCGAACGACCUGUUUUACACCUCCCGCAUCGUGCGACUUUGCAAAGACGACCACAAAUUCCACUCCUACGUGUCUCUGCCGAUCGGCUGUAUACGGAACCGGGUGGAGUACCGUCUGUUACAGGCGGCUUACCUGGGCAAACCCGGACGAGUGCUCGCUGCAUCCCUCAACAUUAGCGCUCAGGAUGAUGUGCUCUUCGCUAUCUUUUCCAAAGGUCAGAAGCAGUAUCACCACCCGCCUGAUGACUCGGCCCUCUGCGUCUUUUCCAUUCGGGACAUCAAUGCUCAUAUCAAAGAGCGCAUGCAGUCCUGCUAUCAGGGAGAGGGAAACCUGGAGCUUAACUGGCUGUUGGGUAAAGACGUACCUUGUACCAAAGCGCCUGUCCCUAUUGAUGACUCCUUCUGCGGUCUGGACAUCAACCAGCCUCUUGGCGGCUCUCAGCUGGUGACCGGACACACACUCUAUACGGAGAGCAGGGAUCGGAUGACCUCGGUGACCUCCUACGUCUACAAUGGUUACUGCGUGGCUUUCGUUGGCACCAAGAGUGGUCGACUAAAAAAGAUCCGCGUUGAUGGUCCCCCUCACGGUGGCGUCCAGUAUGAAACCUUGCCGGUCAUCAAAGAUGGAAGCCCCGUCCUGAGAGACAUGGCCUUCUCAUUGGACAACAGCUACAUCUACGUCAUGUCGGAGAGACAGGUGACCCGGGUACCGAUCGAGUCCUGUGAGCAGUACGGCACGUGUGGAGAGUGUCUGAGUUCUGGAGAUCCACACUGUGGCUGGUGUGUGCUGCAUAACAUGUGUUCGCCAAGGGAUCGCUGUGAGCGAGCAAAUGAGCCGUACCGCUUCGCUGCCACACUCAGCCAGUGUGUGAAAGCCACGGUGUACCCGGACAGCAUCGCCGUCUCUGAACCUAACGUACCGCUGCUGGUGAAAGUGACAGACGUUCCGGAUCUUUCCGCUGGAAUCACAUGCUCGUUCGGGAACCUGACGGAGAUUGAGGGAAGAGUGAAUGGGAACCAGAUUCUGUGCACGUCUCCUGCUGCUAAAGAUGUUCCCAUCAUCCCCACCGAUCAAGACUGGUCUGGUGUGGAGCUGAGAUUGAACUCAAAGGAAACAGGUCAGAUGCUGAUCAGCACCGAGGUGAAGUUUUACAACUGCAGCGUGCACCAGCUAUGUCUUUCCUGCGUCACCAGUUCCUUUCGAUGCCACUGGUGCAAAUAUCGAAACCUCUGCACCCAUGACCCCUCCAGCUGCUCCUUCCAGGAGGGACGCGUCAACGCUUCAGAGGACUGUCCUCAGUUGGUUCGCUCUGAGGAGAUUCUGAUCCCGGCGGGUGAGGUGAAGCCCAUCACACUGAAAGCACGAAAUCUGCCGCAGCCUCAGUCGGGUCAGCGCGGGUACGAGUGUGUGUUACACAUCCAAGGAGUCAGCCAUAGAGUGACCGCUCUCAGGUUCAACAGCUCCAGUGUACAGUGCCAGAACAGUUCGUAUUUGUAUGAAGGCUUGCGAAUCAGUGAGUUGCCAGUGGAUUUCUCUGUGGUGUGGAAUGGAAACUUCAUCAUUGAUAAUCCUGAGAACAUCAAAGUGCACCUGUACAAGUGUGGCGCUCAGAGGGACAGCUGUGGCGUGUGUCUGAAGGCGGAGAGGAAGUUUCAGUGUGGCUGGUGUAGUAUGGAGGGUCGCUGCACAUUACGCCAGCACUGCCCAAUGUCCAACCCAUACACCAGCCGAUGGCUGAACCUCGCCAGCACCAACGUCAAGUGCACCAACCCUCGAAUUACAGAGGUGACCCCAGUGGCCGGACCACCAGAAGGGGGCACUAGAGUGACAAUUCGCGGCAUCAACCUGGGUCUGUCCUUCUCAGACAUGAUCAACAACGUUCAAGUGGCAGGAUUCCAGUGCACCCCAAUAGAGACCGGCUACAUUAUCGCUGAACAGAUCGUGUGCGAGAUGGACGCAGCACCUGAGGGUAGUAAACCAGGCCCGGUCCAUUUGUGCGUAGGAGAGUGCAAACCGGAACUGCAGACUCGCUCCUCUCAGCUGUAUUCAUUUGUGAUGCCCUCUAUCACAGGGGUGUCCCCCAGCCGGGGUCCCGAGUCUGGUGGAACUAAAGUCACUAUAAUGGGAGAGAAUCUGGGGGCUGGCAGCAGUGUCACUGUACUUUUCGGCAACCAGACCUGCGAAUUUUAUGAGAGAACUAUGACAGAAAUCGUGUGUUACUCCGCCCCCUCUCUGACAGGGGUGGGGCCUGUUCAGAUCAGUGUAAGCGUGGAUCGUGCACAGGUCAAAGAGAGCUUGACCUUCGAGUAUAUAGAUGAUCCCACCGUUCAACGCAUCGAACCAGAAUGGAGCAUUGCCAGUGGACACACGCCUCUGGUGGUGACCGGGACGAACUUGGAUGUCAUACAAGAGCCGAGAAUUCGGAUCAAGUAUGGCGGGCGGGAAUCAGUAAAUGUGUGUAAGGUUCUGAACAUGACCACCAUGAGCUGUUUCGCUCCCUCUUUGACUGCCGAGUACAGGCCGGGUUUGGACUCCGUGAAGCACGCGGAUGAGUUCGGCUUCAUCUUUAAUAACGUGCAGGCUCUGCUGGUGUACAACAACACUAACUUCUUAUACUAUCCCAACCCUUUCUUCGAACCUCUCAGCACCAAUGGCAUACUGGAACAGAAACCCGGCUCCCCUAUUAUUCUAAAGGGUAAGAACCUGGUUCCUUCGGCAUCUGGAGGUGUAAAGCUCAACUACACUGUACUGAUCGGAGAGACUCCCUGUUCUGUCACCGUGUCUGAGUCUCAACUGCUGUGCGAGCCUCCUAAUCUCACCGGCCAGUACAAAAUCAUGGUGCAAGUCGGAGGGCUGCAUGUUUCUCCCGGCUCAGUAAACAUUCUUUCCGACAGUCUGCUGACCCUUCCCGCCAUCGUCAGCAUCGCUGCAGGCGGCGGCCUUCUUCUCAUCAUCGUCAUCCUCGUGCUUAUCGCCUACAAGCGCAAAUCCCGAGAGAACGACCUGACGCUCAAGAGACUCCAGAUGCAAAUGGACAACCUGGAGUCCAGGGUCGCGCUGGAGUGCAAGGAAGCAUUUGCAGAGCUGCAGACAGAUAUAAAUGAGUUAACCAGUGAUUUGGACCGAGCUGGUAUCCCAUAUCUGGAUUAUCGCACAUAUGCCAUGAGAGUGUUAUUCCCCGGGAUCGAGGAUCAUCCUGUGCUCAGAGAACUUGAGGUCUCUGGUAAUGGGCAGCUGAGUGUGGAAAAAGCUUUAAAAGUGUUUGCUCAGCUGGUCAACAACAAGGUGUUUUUGUUGACGUUCAUCCGAACGCUGGAAAUGCAACGUUCCUUCUCCAUGCGUGACCGCGGGAAUGUGGCGUCGCUCAUCAUGACGGCUCUACAGGGUCGGCUGGAGUAUGCGACGGAUGUGCUCAAACAUCUCUUGUCUGACCUCAUCGAAAAGAACCUGGAGAGCAAGAACCAUCCCAAACUACUGCUCAGGAGGACAGAGUCUGUAGCUGAGAAGAUGCUGACAAACUGGUUUGCAUUCCUGCUUCAUAAGUUCCUGAAGGAGUGUGCAGGCGAGCCUCUCUUCAUGCUGUAUUGUGCUAUAAAACAACAGAUGGAAAAAGGCCCAAUAGACGCCAUCACAGGCGAGGCCAGAUACUCCCUUAGUGAAGACAAACUCAUCCGACAACAGAUUGACUACAAGACGCUGAUCUUAAACUGCGUCAACCCGGAAAACGAGAACAGCCCUGAAAUCCCAGUGAAGGUUCUGAACUGUGACACCAUCACGCAAGUCAAGGAGAAAAUCCUAGACGCCGUGUAUAAGAACAUGCCCUAUUCGCAGAGACCCAAAGCUGUGGACAUGGACCUGGAGUGGCGACAGGGACGAAUGGCCCGGGUGGUCCUGCAGGAUGAAGACAUUACCACCAAGAUUGAAAAUGAUUGGAAGAGACUCAACACGCUCAUGCAUUAUCAGGUGUCGGAUCGCUGUGUGGUGGCUUUGGUACCCAAGCAGACAUCCUCCUACAACAUUCCACCAACAACGAGCAUCUCCCGGAGCUCUAUUAGCAGAUAUGACUCGACUUUCCGCUACACGGGAAGCCCGGACAGCCUGCGGUCCCGCGCUCCCAUGAUCACACCGGACCUGGAGAGCGGAGUCAAGGUCUGGCACCUGGUGAAGAACCACGAGCAUGGAGACCAGAAAGAGGGCGACCGAGGGAGCAAAAUGGUUUCUGAGAUCUACCUCACCCGCCUGCUUGCUACUAAGGGUACGCUGCAGAAGUUUGUCGACGAUUUGUUCGAGACUCUCUUCAGCACGGUGCACAGAGGUAGCGCCCUUCCGCUAGCUAUUAAAUACAUGUUCGACUUUCUGGAUGAACAGGCAGACAAGCACGGCAUCCAUGACACAGAUGUCCGACAUACAUGGAAGAGUAACUGCCUUCCUCUGCGUUUCUGGGUUAAUGUGAUCAAGAAUCCGCAGUUUGUUUUCGACAUCCACAAGAGCAGCAUCACGGAUGCUUGUCUAUCCGUGGUGGCCCAGACCUUCAUGGAUUCGUGUUCCACAUCUGAACACAGAUUGGGCAAAGACUCGCCCUCAAACAAGCUGCUUUAUGCUAAAGAUAUCCCCAACUACAAGAACUGGGUAGAAAGGUACUACGCUGACAUCGGUAGACUGCCAGCCAUCUCUGAUCAGGACAUGAAUGCAUACUUGGCUGAACAGGCACGACUUCACUCCAGUGAUUUUAACAUGCUCAGUGCCCUCAAUGAGAUUUACUCCUACAUUAGCAAAUACAGCGAAGAGAUCACGGCUGCAUUGGAUCAGGACGAGACGGCGAGGAAACAGCGCCUGGCUUAUAAAGUGGAACAGCUCAUCGCCGCCAUGUCAUUAGAGAGCUGAGAGAAAGACUAACCAAAACCUUUACUCAGUCCAACCAUCAUCCAAAGCCCGAGCUACUGGAUAGAGACCUUAGAGGUUACCUUUUCCAAUGGACAACUAUUCGAUAAAACUGGCCACUUUUAUAUCGUGAUGGAAAUCUGAAGUGGAGUUUUUAGAAACGCAAAAUGGGACGAUCGGCUUUCCUGACUUUCACGGUUUUAUGUGCUUUUAUUUCGUUUUUUGUUUGCUGGUUUGACGUGUCUUGCACAAAAUACCGUGAUGAAUGGAUGCAAGAAUUACGAUUUAUAGAUCCUUCCUUUAAAAGCAUUGCUCGUUUUGCGGAAACCAUCGGAAGAGGAUUCGCCGGAACCAGACUUCCACUGCCUCGCCGUUGGUUUUUACUUCCAAAUGUUAUUUUUAUACACGAUUGCUUUUAAGUUUUGUUGCAGUUGCCACUGGAGUCCUCAUGGCAUAGUGACGCUAGUACAGUUCAUCAGUUUUAGUGUGAUGAAAAGCCACGUCUCUUUCCCUGGAAAGCAGCGACUGCUACCAACACGCUUGUGCAUGUUGUUUUGGAGUGUCUCUGGCUUUAGAGACCACGAGGAACUAUUCAGAUCGUCUCGGUGAUAAUGCAACUCCAUCGUAAAGGGGCCAGAUUUCAACCAGCAUGUCCGUUCGCCCCAAACUCUUGGAUUGGCGUUCUUUGAAGGACCAGUGUUGAACCGGACGAACAAACUCUGCUCCGCAGUCUCUCUCUCUCUCUCUGUGUGUAUACGUCCUGUUUUCUACAUGUAAGCGUAUGUGAAUGUACAAACGUACUCUAUUUUGUCUUUGCCAUGCUUUUCUAAAAACGUGAAUCAGUUGAGCUGAUAUCCACGGCACGUCCUGAAGAACCGAUGCGCUCGAUGUAAAUCCACGAUGAAAGAGCUGCCAAAAUUCUUCUACGGAUGCAGCGACGUGUAGCUAAAAAUGAAACGGAGACCCUUUGAAAUGAAUGGACUUACUUGAGAUCAUCUUACCAGAGAGUAUUACUUAUUAUGUAUGGUCCAAUGUGUGUGUAGUCUGCAUGCAUUAUAAAGUACCUCAUAUUUAAAAAAAAAUUACGUCUUCAUUCCCAUAUACUCCUACAUUUAAGUGCCAAGAGGUCAUGUUGUGGAUGACUCAAAGGAAGGCUGAUGAUGUAAUAUACCAUGUCACUUCCUUUCUGUACGCAUAGUGCUGGACAUGUCGGGAUGAAGUGCCAAAAGAUCUCUUUAAGUUAUUUGUGCACUUGGUUGAUUAAGGGAACAAACCCUUUGGGCCGAUCGCUCUCUCUCACGACUUGCAAAUUCAGGUACGAAAAGAUCGUAGGUUUGGAAUGUAAAGUAUUUAAAAUACUUCUGGAUUCAUGAAAGGUUGAGUGCUUUUUCCUUUUUUUUCUGCGUCGUCUGACAUGAAAUAUGUCAACAGAGAGCACGAACAAAGAUUGCUUUCAUUUAUAAUGCAUGAUGGCAAGUAGAGUUGCUUUUAAAGAUCACCCAUACCAAAAUAGACAAGGUCGUUCAGGUCGAAGUCAGCUCGGGUUCAAACUGGAACCCAAAAUCGCAACUCUCUGUAUAUCCAAUACAGCACGAGGCUUUCAAAGUCAUUGUUUUCCCCCGUGGCCUUAAGUUUAUUUAAUGGUUUUUAUGUUGUUUUCCUGUCUUUGUUUGCUGUGUUUGAGACUGAUCAGAAAAGUAAAAUGAAUGAAACGAUGUGGUGGAGGCGUGGCCUCGCCCAGACAGCCGGUUGGUGGUGUCUCGCGGAGUAUUCGAGAAGCAUAGGAAUGAGAUGGAGAGACAGACCCCUUUAGCUUCAAAUUUCUCCUGCCGCUUUGAAGCUCGGCUUUGAUCUCAAGCAGUCGUGUGCACAGUGUGAUCAGGAGAUAAAAAAUACGCAUCAAAAAUAGGAACCAGUGCGAGAGAUUACAAAUGAGGAGCGUUAUGACUGACAGUGAAUUGAUCUGUUAAGGUAUGGAAAACUAUGGGAUACUCUUCCUGAACAACCACAUAUUCCUCUAGCACCUGAAUAGUCACUGUAUAUGAUGUGGCGUAUACACUGCUGGAAUAAACAGUAUUAGUUAGUGUUUUUGCAUUGUUUUCCAUCUAAAUGUCUUCAGAGGUCUUCCUUUAAAAGUAAAAAAGUUCAAUUGUAGGCUGAUUUGUGCCUAAAACAAUGAAAAAUUAAGAUUAUUUGCAUAUGGGAAAAUAUAGCUAAACAUAAUUAAAGCUUUAUCACAUUAUUCUUAAUUUUAGGAUGUUUAGAUAUUUUAAAUGGGAAACAACACAAAAACACUGAUUAUACAGACAUUGUGAUAUAUUUAUUUCUCAUGUCAAUGACAUGAGGGGACAAGAUGAAGCUUCCUACAGUAAAUUCGAUUAUCCACAGUCUUCCCUGUUUUACAUUCAUCCGAGCUAAUCGUGGCUCUCUAAGGGUUUAAGUCUCUCGGAGACGUUCUGUUAACCUUGAUGUCCUCACAGUUUUUCCCAGGAUGUUGCUUAAACCCUUUUAAUGUUAAUGUGAUGCCGCCACAUUAGUCGAGGAGGUACGACUCUCCAGAUAUAUUCAGAGAUACUGUAUUUCUCUGUCCUAAAAUAAUUUUGUGGCACAGGAAAUUGCACUUUGUAAAGAGAGAUUUAGUAUCUCGAUGCGAUUGCUGUUUAUUAAAACAUUCGAUCCCCUUAAAAAGUGAGUAAAGUGAAUUUUAAUUUUAAUUUUUAUUGCGCUAUUCUGCAGAGCAGAAUAACAUUUUACGGCACUGGGCAGCUUUUAGAAAUAUCGUCAGCGGUCGAGACGGCCGCUCGUUUUAUAUUUGGCACGAAUCGAGAGUCUUUGAAUCAAUUUUGUGCACUUUUAUCUUUUUGGUUAAUGUUUUGCUCUGUGAUGGAAUAGCAUGCUACAAACAAGUGAAAUGUUCAUAUUCUCUUCAUAUUACCAAUUAUCUUAAUUGUGAGGAAACUGAGAGAAAGGCUUUUGUAGUCGCAUCAAGUGUGAAUAUCCAUCCAUUUUCAAUCGUGCUAAAUUAUAAACAAAUCUCUCUUUGUAGACACUGGAGUUCUGUAACAUAGUACAUAGAAAUAAUAAUGACCUCGAUAAUAAUAACGCUUAUGGUUGUCUGUUCUUGUUGUUUUUUAAGUGUUGUGAAAAUUGUAAGAGAUUAUUUAAAAAGAAAAAAAAGUUGGUCUUGGUUUUUUUUUAUUGAUUUAGUUUUGUUAUAUUAUAUUACUGUGUACCUAUUGUAAAUAUGAAGCACACCUAUUUUGCAAGCCAAGGAUUCACUUUGUACUGUUGUUAUAUAUAAAUAAACUUUACUGGUUAAAAAUUGUGGUACUGCUUG